CACGAGAGACGGCAGAACGCUUUGGAGAGAAGCUGUGGAUAAAGCUACGGGGAUUCUACGUGGAGGCCAAACGCCUUGCAGAUCUUGAAGAAAGUCUCUGUACCUCUUGCAUCAGAGAACUCGACCCAUCACAAGCGUCAGCCAUUUCAGCGCCGCACGGAACCAAAAAGAAAUCAGAUGGUCCUUUGGAAGGUGGGAGGAAGAAACGUCAGCGCACAGUUCCAGUCACUGAUGGAGCAGCCGGUGGGGACGGUGGUCCAGGGAACUCUCUAGGGCUGGGCUCAUCUUCUGCUGGCCUCAAUGAUGGCGCUUCUGCAGCGUUGGCAGUUGCCCUGACACGGGUUGUGGUGGGAGAACAGGUCGCAGCACGAGUUUCUGCCACUGAGGAUGGCAAAGAUGAGUGGAUUGUUGUAAAGGUCCUGCGCAUUGACCGGGAGGCGAACAGAUUCGACGUGAUCGAUGAGGAGCCAGGAGAGGAGGAUGAGGGUGGGCAGAGGUGA
This is a messenger RNA of Closterium sp. Naga37s-1, 500 nucleotides long. The record is from the annotation of a GenBank genome assembly. Lineage: Eukaryota; Viridiplantae; Streptophyta; Zygnematophyceae; Desmidiales; Closteriaceae.